Messenger RNA from Schizophyllum commune H4-8, 4804 nucleotides. RefSeq lists its product as uncharacterized. The transcript is spliced from 8 exons. NCBI's taxonomy places the organism in Eukaryota, Fungi, Basidiomycota, Agaricomycetes, Agaricales, Schizophyllaceae. Bases 135 to 4646 code for a protein of 1503 amino acids. Gene Ontology annotation, molecular function: protein binding. The record is from RefSeq and is a predicted model, not a curated record.
UUGCUUUCAACCAUCAUCUCGUCUGGCUGGUUGCGUGACGUCGAGGAUCGCGGGUUCAGGCAGCUGCCUCUUCGGGCGUGUCGAGAAGGACGACAAGGACGGGACGCUCAAGCGGACGCGACUGACGGACGGAAAUGGCGGACUCGCGCACGCACACGGCGAGGAGCCCAUCACCAAUGGUUCCCGGCGCCUGGCAUGAAGAAUUCGACAAGAACGCGUCGAUGCGCAGGAGGUCGUCCACCCUUCCCGCUCCCGUCGUUCAGGCCACAAAAUCGGGCACCGCGUCAACCCACGAAUCCCAGCUGCACCUUGACCAUGUCGUGGACUUCCAGCACCGGCUGUCACAGUCUCUUCAGUCCAACACUGCUGCUCAGAAGUUGCAGAGCUUCGUGCCAAGCGUCUUUCGACCCUUCGCUGCGCACCCGAGGGAGGACCUUGAGGCCGGCGGAUCGGGGUCGAGCUCGCCCUUCCAGUCGCAGGGCUCAGAUCUGACGAAGCUCAACAAGCACGCCGGUAGUCGAGGUCUAUCGGAUUCGUCUGGUACUGCUUAUAGUCCUCCCAUGUCGCCGGCUCGGCACGCAUACAAAAGACUCGAAGACUCUCCACCUAGAUCGCCUGUACGCUCCUCUCGUCUAUCCAUGCGCGGCAGCCCAGCUUCUCGCGUACGCACAGCGACCAGCAUCAGCACGCUCAAUUCUUCGCCUUUCUUCUCUGGUCACGGCAAUUUUUCCGGCAACUCUCCUUCAGCAACCACGCACUCGCGCCCUUCUCUAUCAGUUGGGCACCCCUCCGCCUCUUCGUUUUCUUCGUCUCCGAUGACUUCUUCCAACUCGCCUCUCACGCUCUCGCCUAUCAUGUUUUCUUCGCCUGCCUCCCAGCGCAGUCGCAAUGCUAUUGACCGCCUGAAUGACCCACGACUCCACGAUGAAUCCUCUCCCACGUCGACGGAUAGGCUGCACCAUGGAGCCAAUCGCCUCGGACCUAGUUUGCUGCCGUCCAAUCAUCGCAACACAACGCCCGGCAAAGAAAACCUGUCACCUUUGCGCGCUGUUAGGCACUCUCCAGGCACACCCAGUCCCUCUCCUCGUCGACCACGACCUUCGAACGAUUCUUUUCUUCACGCCGAUUACUUCAGCUUUGGCUCAGCACAAGGACCGUACAGCAAUCAACAAUCAUCACUCGAAAUUGAAGACGACAGCAUCUACUCCACCCGUAUGCUUACGACCCUCUCUCUGCCAGGCAGUCCCGACUUCAGCACGAGCAUGGAUCUCACUCCGUUGAGCAUCGAUUCGCACAUGCUUAUGGCGGUGCCUACGAGUACUAGCGAAGCCGUGACGCCGAACGAGACACCGUGGACGCUGUCGAUGGACGCCCUCUCCGAACCUUCGCCCGCGUUGUCGCUACCACAGUCACUUGCGCUUUCGCCGUCCUCGUCGCUGCGCGUCAGGCUUGGGCUCGACAAGGAUGACGACGGUCACCAUGUCGUCUUCCCGUCGCCCUCGACGACCUCGCCUAAUCCCGCGUCUCCAGCGAGGGCGGAUCAAUCCUUAGCGAAUGUGGAGACGAGCAUGGAUGGUGUUGGCGACACUACACGCGCGUUCUUGGACUCUAGUGUCGCUCAGUUCGCUGCUACGUACCUCAACUCUACCUUUGAAGACUCCGAGGAGGGUGCUCUGCCAUCGAAUGGUAUCCUGUCUCGUUCUCGCGAGCGGCAGACUACGCCGCACUCUCCGGUCGUCUCCAGCGUACAAACUGGCGCAGUGUCUCCGUCAGCGGCAGCCGCACGACACCAAUAUUUGCGGCGAGUCAGCACCACGCCAGAGCUUGUCAACCCUGGCAUGCUUUCGAAGAUCAAGCAACUGGGCUCUCGCAUGCGCACUAUGCUACUCAAGGAUAAGGGUUCGUCGCACAAGCUGGAUGUGCUUAUGACACAGACGAUCCGUCGGCGAAGUUACCAUAGCCCUGCACGUCGGGAAGCGGAUUACCUAGCUCCAAGGAGGCCACCUAGCCCUCCAGAGCGCGAGCGCUCAAACCGCGCAAAUCGCUCGAGGCCGGGGGCACCUCCUCGUCCCUCCGAACCCGCGUCAAAUGUUAGCAGCGUUGGCCACUCUACACCGCUUGUCACCUCUUUGCCGCCUACGCCACCGGCUACUCAGGCUUUUCGCGCUCAGGCUGCCCCAGCUUCGCCCCCUCGUAUGGCGCCAACGAUUAUGAUGCCACUCUCGAAAUCUCGACGCCGGUUCUCGCUCUCGGUCUUCGGCAUGUCCUCCCAAACACAGUCAAGGACGCCUUCGUCACCCACCAAUAUCCAGCACAGACAGGCGCGCACUCCUUCUAGUCCCUUGCGCGUCGCCCCCGGGCGUCGGCCUCACUCGAUGGCGCUCGUCUUCCCGCCUGGUGGCGAGUCUCCGCGAUCGGUCCCUCAGCCUGUGGCUGAGCCAAGAGCACGGGUCAACGGUAGCCUUCGCAACUCGACGGCCAGGGAGAUGGAUCAGUUCAUGCCGGAUGUGCCCAUCGAGGACAUCGUGCGCGUGAUGGACGAGAACGGGGAGGCCUCCGAUGAUAGGGAGAGGCUUCUGAGCCCUCCGGGUCUGGAGGACUUCAAUCGGACGCGUCAGCGCUCACGCAAGGCAGCACAUAGCCCAAGACUCGACCAGAAAAUGGCCGCAUCCUACAUCAGCACCCUUCAGCGCAAGAAGAAGGCGGCCGAAGCUCUGGAGGACCACCUCGAGGAUGAUGAUAUCAAGCCGAAAUUGCAGGAACUGCUGAACGACACUGGCGACGUCGUGCGCAUUGCGUCUGGGGACGCCCAGGUCGUGGACGAUAUGCCAGCGAUCGUAGAUGCGGCAUACGAUACGUUGGAAUUCAUCCUAGGGCUCACCAUCGACGGGGAGAUGUCAUUCAUCCAGCCAUAUACGGAGAACGUGAAUACCCCCGUGGUCAGCGAUCCGGAGACGAUGGAGAACAUGGUGCAGUCGCUGAUGAGCCCAGAAUUCAUGGAUCUGGUCAUGCUGCUAUCCGGAGGUCAAAUGCCCAAGAAGAAACUGCCAAAGCCAGAGAACUUCCACAAGACCCCAAAGCCUCGCGCCAACACGAGCCCUCUUGCGCGCUACAGACAUGGCGCAGCGCCUGACAUCCCAGACACGGCUUCCGCAGCUCAGGCGGUUUACUACGGCUGCUGCUCGAUAACGAACGACGAGGGGAUCCCCAUACCCCAGGAAAUCGCGACGGUCCCCGGCUCGGACAUCCUCCUCCUGUCUGCGCGGUCGGGGUGGAAGCAGCGCAAUCCCUUCCUUCGCUACUACCGCAUGGACGAGAUCAGCGACUUGGACCUCAUGCCGGAGCGCAAGACGAUUCGCAGUGGCUUGCUGGGGUAUAUCGAGCAGAUGACCAUCGAUCCGGUGAACAAGCUCAUCUUCGCGGCGGACGAGGAGCGGGUGAAGAGCUUCGCGUACAGUGGGAACGAGUAUCUGCCGAAGCACACUCUGAAGUCUACGCGCGGCGGACCUCUGGCCGUGGUCGACAAUGGAGCCCGCCUAUUCCGCGCAGGGAAAGGUGGCAUCGACGUUUGGGAUAUUGACUCGCUGCCCACGCACGGUGACAGUGGCAAGCAGCGCAUCGGCGAGGGCGCAAUCAACACGGAAGAGACGUGGCGAGACGAGGGCGGCGUAGCGAAAGUGGAGACGUCCACCGGUGCCCCUCGCACGUCCUCUAUCGACUUCGGCGACCCGGACAUGGAGGUUGACCGGUGGCAUAUUCCGACGUUCUGGUCCACGAGCGGCCAGCUCAAGGCCAUCGCGCAUCUGAAGGACACCUACUCCUCUGUCAUGGCGCUCGACCUGCGAGAUAACGGCAAGAUCGUGACGCGCUAUCUGGGGCACACGGGCGACAUCGAGGACAUCUCCUCGAGCGAGGGCGAUGCAAACACCUUCAUCACGGCUGGCGACGACGGCGUCGUCCGCCUGUUCGAUAUCCGCAGUCCGCUUCCCCAGAUCUCCUUCAAGAGCCCCGAGAUGGACGUGGCGCACUCUGCGCUGUAUGUGCACGUUGACGGGAUACCUGUAAUCUUCACCGGCGGCACGCGCUCGCAGGUCAUCCAAGUCUGGGACCCCCGCGGCCAAAAGCUCGUCUACGAGCUCGCAACCGGCAACAACGCAGUCCAGGGCCUAGUAUGGGACGCCCCACGUAACACUCUUUACGCGGCGACGGAGUGCACGUACAUGGACCGCAUGGGCUACACGAACGAGUACAAGCGCGCGCAGAUACCGACUGGGCCGGAGGUGCAGGACCGGAGGGAGGUGGGGAAGGGGAGGCUGACGCAGAAGGUAAAGCCGUGGGAUAGGAAGGUGAAUGAGCGGCAGGAGAUGCAUCGGGAUGGGGACGGGGAAGGGGAUGACGAGGAAGACGAGGGAGAGGAGGACGAAGAUGAGGAGGACGAAGAUGAAGAAGAAGAGGAGGAAGAGCAGUUCACGACGGACCCAGAAAAGGCAUGGCCAAAGCGAGCAUACCACCCCGAGAACUACUUCGGGUACACUUUCGACUCUGGGGAUCACCGUCUUUUGCGCUACAAGUUCGGGCUCGACGCCAACCCGAAGGACGUGCCCGCGUACGGGAUGGCCAUGGUGGGCAGUGGGCCGUAUUGGUAAAUUCAGAGUGCUCCGAAUGUAUCAACGACCAUCUACCUAGGUAAUAUAGUAUCAUGUUGUUCUUGUAUCACAUUGGAAGUUGCUUUUUCACGCCUGUUUGGAGAUAGAGUCCAUGACAUAGAUUUGUCAAUGUUACAAGAUAUGCAGUCCACUAUGAU